AUGAUACCAAAAAUUCGAAAAACUAAAACAGAAAGAAGUAAAGUUGUUACUCCACGCCUCUCACAAAAAAGUGUAGUUGUAGUUGCGACAAAAUUACAUAGAAUCAGGAUUCUAUAUCGACUGCCCAUUCCAAGAGCAUCACCGCCUCAACAACCAUCUGCACCUCGCUGCGACGUAACGUCCAGCGGAAAACGAAAGCGCUCUUGGUCGCGAGCUGUGUUUAGCAAUCUACAGAGGAAGGGGCUCGAGCGACGCUUUCAGAUACAAAAAUAUAUUACAAAACCCGACAGGCGACAACUGGCGGCUACUCUAGGACUUACUGAUGCUCAGGUUAAGGUGUGGUUUCAAAAUAGACGUAUGAAAUGGCGGCACACGAAAGAGGGUCGUGCAGGCCUCGGAGGAGCUAUAGGCGCGAUGAAAGAUCCAGAUUCUUCAAACAUUGCCAACGACGACAACGAAGAUGUGGACGUCGACACACUUAGCGAUUAA
Messenger RNA from Parnassius mnemosyne (clouded apollo), 489 nucleotides. The record is from the annotation of a GenBank genome assembly. NCBI's taxonomy places the organism in Eukaryota, Metazoa, Arthropoda, Insecta, Lepidoptera, Papilionidae.